AUGCGUGCCGGGCCCCAGACUCGCAGCAGCGACAAGCCUCUAUCUCAGAUAUCACGAAGUCAAACAUGGAGGCCUCACGAAAAGCCUUCCUCAUCUGCACAAGCUCUAUGGGUGUAUAGCUCAAAGCCGGCUUUUAUGAAAUGCAGCGAGUUUUAUGCAUCGGCCCGGGGCGUGCAUACGAUCAUCACCACAGACGACCCUGAGCGCCAUCGUGCUAUGCGAAAUACAGCAUUACCUCUGUUCGCUUCGCGAGAGAUGGAUGAUGUAUUUCGAAUUGGAAGGAUUCAAGUCAAGCGAGCUGCAGACUCCAUGAUGCAGAGUAGCCAGGAGGGCAAACCUGUGGACCUUCUGAGUUAUUUCAAAGCAAUGAUGAUCAACAUCACCGCGGGUACAUAUCUUUGCUCAAAAGAGCUGGUCUGCUAUUCGGCGCCCAAUUCCGGAUGGAUGACUGCGCACAAUUUCGUCGAUGGAUAUCGAUGGCUAAUGUUACACCUGGAGAAUGAAAUUGGACAAAGUCUCAGCAGGAGUGAUGUCUCAAGCUUGUUCCAACAAGCAGCAGUCUUCUUGAUUGCUGGUAAAUCCCCCUCUAUCACACUCACUAUUGCAUGUUUCUAUAUUCUGAAGUCGCCACGUAUCAAGGACAGGCUUCAGACUGAGCUGGAUGAGUUCGACAAAAGAACGCCUGGGGGUAUUUCUGGUCCACAGCUUGACUGGAGGGCACUGACUCGGCUAGCUUAUUUGGAUGCUGUGGUCAAAGAAAGUUUACGUAUAGUACCACCAAUUCCGGGCCUUUUACCAAGGGUGGUCCCCACGGAGGGAAUGGAGAUAGGGCCAUAUUUUCUACCGGUUGGAGCACGCAUCUCUGGAGCCCUGCUUGCCUUCCACCACAAUGAGACCGUUUUCCCCAACCCUGGUUGCUUUAAUCCCGAGAGAUGGCUACAAGCAUCCCCUGAUGAGCUUCAGGCAAUGGAACAGCACUUCAUGCCAUUCAGCAAAGGAUCCAGGGCAUGCAUUGGGUUGCAACAGGCGUACAUUUACAUGUUCACCGCUUUAGCCCACAUUUGGACCCAAUUUGAUAUGGAAGCUGUAGAAAGGAUCCCGGAGACAUUGGACUGGAAGGACCAAACUGGAGCAGUUCCGCGAAUACCUUUGCUGAAAGCCAAGCCGAAUCCAACGGUCAAAAUCGGUCAAACACUGAUGGUGAAAGACCCGUGUCUUCAUCUUCGACGCAGGCACUUUCUGCUUCGAAAUGACCAUGAUGUUAAACAUGAAACCGCUACAGACCACAACGUCCAGGUAGAGUUCGCGACACCGUCAAUCAAGCUGAAUAUCGUCAUCCAAACAAUCGGCACCCAAGGAGACAUUCAACCCUUCCUCGUCCUUGGCGACGAGCUUGUCCGGCAAGGCCACCGGGUUCGCAUCGCCACACAUGCCACGUACGCCUCCGCCAUUGCGACAGGGUACUCUCAACUAGAGUUUUUCUCUAUCGGCGGUGACCCUGCUGAGUUGAUCUCCUAUGGACGGAAAAAUUCCGGGUAUGUUCAUGAGCUCAAGACCCUGCAAGCCCGUCUCCAAGGGAAGAAAAUCCCGAUGAUGUCCGACAUCAUCAGUGGAUGUUGGAGGUCGUGUGUGGACGAUGAUCCGGAUACUGGGGCGCCGUUUGUUGCAGAUGCGAUCAUUGCAAGUCCGAUCGUCUUUUCGCAUGUGCAUUGUGCGCAGGCUCUUGGGGCGGUGCCGGUUCACCUCAUGUACACUAUGCCUUGGUCGAGGACGAGGAUGUUCCCGCACGCGAUCACCAGAGUGGGUGUUGGACGGGCUAUGAAGCCUGGUCGUCGUAAUUGGAUUUCUUAUGUGGCAACCGAGUGGAUGGUGUGGCUGUAUCUAGGAGAUACCAUUAAUCAGCUGCGAGUUUCUCUUGACCUGGCCCCCGUUCCGAUGAAACUGGGCUCAGUAUUGCACGAGACAUUGAAAAUCCCAUUCACAUAUUUCUGGCCUCCAUCCUUGGUGCCAAAGCCAGAUGAUUGGCCCGCACAUAUAGGUAAUGUUGCCCUCUACGGCCCGUGCGGUUGGAGCCCCUAUCUUCCUUCGCAUGAGCCUUCGCCUGAGCUGCAGGAGUUCCUCCGCUCGGGAUCGACACCCGUAUACAUUGGAUUCGGAAGCAUCGUUUUGGACGAGCAGCAGAGCCAAGAGCUCACAGACACGGUCAUGGCAGCUAUCUCCCUUGCCGGGAUCCGUGCAUUUGUUGGGAAAGGAUGGUGCAAGCUAGGUAGCCUUGCCUGCAGCCACAAAAAUGUACUUUUCAUAGACGACUGUCCGCAUGAAUGGCUUUUCCAACAUGUCAGCGCAGUAGUCCACCAUGGGGGCAUUGGAACCACAAUAUGUGGGCUUAAGCAUGACCGUCCAACCGUCGUGGUGCCUUUUGUUGCGGACCAGAGAUUCUGGGGCCAUAUAGUUGCAGGCACAGGUGCAGGUCCUGCUCCGAUCCCAUAUACGUCUCUUACUCCUCGCCGCUUGGCUGCGGCCAUGCGCCACUGCUUGACCGAUCAGGCAAAAGCGGCUGCACGGCAGGUUGGGACGAAGCUACGAGCAGAAACACGAGGUACAUCGAAUGCAGUCCAGUCGUUCUAUCGAAAUCUCCCUUUGCGUCGAAUGCGGUGCGACUAUUUGUUUGAUCAGCCAGCCGUUUGGAGCUAUGGGCGGGCCAAUGAAGAGAUCCAGCUCUCCAAAGCUGCAGCGUGGAUACUUAUCUGCCACGGUAGAAUACGUGCACAGGACUUGAAAAUUUACCAGAUCAAUCCGUACGGCGCAUUAGACUGCGGCACAUCACGUAAUCUCGUGACAGUGAUCAUUGGUGUUUUCGUCAGGGUUUUAUCAGCUCUUUGGCAUGCAGUGUUAUACCUUCUCGGUGGACGUACAAAUAUCAUGAAUGCCCCUCCUAGGAGCCCUGCCAGCUUCGGUACAGAGGCCGCUGUCGUCAAAGCCAGACUAAGGGAAGGACAGUACGUGGCAGAAAAAAUGUCAUCGGAAACGCAAUCUGUUGUUUUGGGGAAUUUCGACGCCAGCUGUGGAAAAGAUCGGAAUUUAGAUACUUUCUGUCUGUGA
Molecule: messenger RNA, 3102 nt
Organism: Aspergillus affinis
Lineage: Eukaryota; Fungi; Ascomycota; Eurotiomycetes; Eurotiales; Aspergillaceae
Product: GT1Gtflike
Exons: 13
Coding region: 1-3102 (1033 amino acids)
Biological process (GO): carbohydrate metabolic process
Molecular function (GO): iron ion binding; heme binding; hexosyltransferase activity
Source: RefSeq, a predicted model, not a curated record